AUGUUUGCCCUGAAGCUGCUCCAUGACUCAGGAAACACAGAGGCACGUGCAGCCGAGUCUGAGGAUAACGUACGACUCACUGGUGGCUACAACUCCUGCUCUGGUAGAGUGGAGAUCCUGCAUAAUGACCAGUGGGGAACAGUGUGUGAUGACGACUGGGACCUGAAAGAUGCAGAGGUGGUGUGUAGACAGAUUGGAUGUGGUAAAGCUGUCACUGCUCAUCAAAGUGCCCACUUUGGUCAGGGAAGUGGUGAAAUAUGGCUGGAUAAUGUUCAGUGUUCUGGAAAUGAAAGCAGCAUCACACAGUGCACUCACAGAGGAUUUAGACAACACAACUGUAGCCAUAGUGAAGAUGCUGGUGUUACUUGCUCAGAUAACGUACGACUCACUGGUGGCAGUCACUCCUGUUAUGGUAGAGUGGAGAUCCUGUAUAAUGACCAGUGGGGAACAGUGUGUGAUGACGACUGGGACCUGAAAGAUGCAGAGGUGGUGUGUAGACACAUUGGAUGUGGUAAAGCUGUCACUGCUCAUCACGGUGCCCAUUUUGGUCAGGGAAGUGGUGAAAUAUGGCUGGAUAAUGUUCAGUGUUCUGGAAGUGAAAGCACCAUCACAUAGUGCACUCACAGAGGAUUUGGAGUAAACAACUGUAGCCAUAGUGAAGAUGCUGGUGUUAUUUGCUCAGGUGCUAAAAAGACACAUGAGUGUCACCAAGCAGAGGCAGAAACCAUUUUCUACCCGAAGGAUGAUUCUGAGGACUUGGAUAAUGACUGCAUUAAUGCAGAGGCUGAACAAUGA
Molecule: messenger RNA, 795 nt
Organism: Tachysurus vachellii
Lineage: Eukaryota; Metazoa; Chordata; Actinopteri; Siluriformes; Bagridae
Product: putative DMBT1-like protein
Exons: 4
Cellular component (GO): membrane
Source: RefSeq, a predicted model, not a curated record